AUGAACAAUUUCACUACUCUGUCUACCUUUCUGCUGCUGGAAUUCUCAGAAGUCCGAGAAUUACAGCUCUUACAUUUUUUUGUGUUCCUGACAUUGUACCUGACAACAUUAACAGGAAAUCUACUCGUCAUCAUUACGGUAGGCUUUGAUCACCACCUACAUAGUCUCAUGUACUUCUUCUUGCUGAAUUUGGCCAUGCUGGACAUCGGGGCGGUUUCAGUGGUGGUGCCCAAAUCCUUGGCUAUCUCCCUCAUGAAUAACAGGUCAAUUUCCUACUCCGGAUGUGCUGCACAGGUCUUCUUCUACCAUUUCUUUGCAGGAACAGAUCUUGCUCUCCUAACUCUAAUGGCUUAUGAUCGCAAUGUCGCUAUCUGCAACCCACUCCACUAUGAGAGAAUUAUGCACAAAGGAGCCUGCCUUCCAAUGAUAGCCCUUGGGUGGCUUAGUGGUCUUUUUAAUGGUAUUUUGCACACUGGUGGUACCUUUGCAAUCACCUUCUGCUCUAAUAUUGUGCAUCAGUUCUUCUGUGAAAUCCCACAGGUAGUAAAGCUCGCCUGUUCUGACAUGUACUUAGUUGAAGCUGGGCUUCUUGUAUUCAGUUGCUUUGUAGCAGUAGGAUGCUUUAUCUUUAUCAUUGCAACAUACAUACGGAUCUUUUCAGCUGUGCUCAAAAUUCCAUCUGAACAUGGUAAAAAGAAAGCCCUCUCCACUUGUCCUCCCCACCUUACUGUUGUCUCCGUGUUUAUAUUCAGUGGCAUCUUCACCUAUGCAAGGCCUCCCAGUGAUACAUCUUACAAUCUGGGCAUAUAUUUUGCUGUGUUAUAUACUAUAGUUCCUCCCAUUUUAUUUAUUUAU
Messenger RNA from Varanus komodoensis (Komodo dragon), 855 nucleotides. RefSeq names its product olfactory receptor 14J1-like. The transcript has a single exon. The annotation marks the transcript as partial. Gene Ontology annotation, molecular function: olfactory receptor activity; G protein-coupled receptor activity. Gene Ontology annotation, cellular component: membrane. NCBI's taxonomy places the organism in Eukaryota, Metazoa, Chordata, Lepidosauria, Squamata, Varanidae. The record is from RefSeq and is a predicted model, not a curated record. Gene Ontology annotation, biological process: G protein-coupled receptor signaling pathway.